Coccinella septempunctata (seven-spotted ladybird) is the source of this 2436-nucleotide messenger RNA. It is a transcript of the gene Xpd, whose product is annotated as general transcription and DNA repair factor IIH helicase subunit XPD. Gene Ontology annotation, biological process: transcription by RNA polymerase II; positive regulation of mitotic recombination; nucleotide-excision repair. Gene Ontology annotation, molecular function: DNA helicase activity; ATP binding; damaged DNA binding. NCBI's taxonomy places the organism in Eukaryota, Metazoa, Arthropoda, Insecta, Coleoptera, Coccinellidae. The transcript has 13 exons. Gene Ontology annotation, cellular component: nucleus. The coding region runs from base 58 to 2355 and encodes 765 amino acids. The record is from RefSeq and is a predicted model, not a curated record.
GUACUAAACUAACCGCUUAACAAGUGAUUUCUGCAAUUGAAUUAAAAUUUACAAAUAAUGAAGUUGAGUGUAGAUGGUUUGAUUGUUUACUUUCCCUAUGACUACAUAUAUCCAGAGCAAUAUGCCUAUAUGUGUGAACUCAAAAAAGCAAUUGAUGCCAAAGGUCAUUGCUUAUUGGAAAUGCCUUCGGGAACAGGAAAAACUACGACUCUCUUAUCUCUUGUCGUAGCAUAUAUGAUGGAUAAACCAAUGGAUGUUAGAAAAUUGAUUUACUGUUCAAGAACAGUACCGGAAAUAGAAAAAGUAAUGGAAGAAUUGAAAAAGCUUCUGGAUUACUAUGAAAAAAUGGAUGGGGAAUAUCCUAGACUCACAGGAUUAGUUUUAUCUUCCAGAAAAAAUAUGUGUAUUCAUCCAGAGGUUAGCAAAGAAAAAGAUGGAAAAAUUAUCGAUGGAAGAUGUCAUGCUCUAACUGCUAGUUAUGUUCGAGAAAGGUACAAUUUUGACGAUACAAUUCCAAUAUGCCAGUACUUUGAAGGGUUUUCUCUAGAUGGGAAAGAUAGUACCUUACCACAUGGUGUGUACACCCUUGAUGACAUGAAACAAUAUGGAAGAGAUAGAAAUUGGUGUCCAUAUUUCUUAGCAAGGUUUUCAAUUGUACAUGCUCAAAUAGUGGUAUACAGUUACCAUUAUCUACUAGAUCCAAAAAUAGCAGAUGUGGUAUCAAAAGAAUUAACGAAAGAAUCUGUUGUCAUUUUCGAUGAAGCUCAUAAUAUAGACAAUGUGUGUAUUGAUUCAAUGAGCGUCAAAAUAAACAGAAAAGUAAUAGAAAAGUCGACAGCCAACUUGCAAAUACUGGAAAAAACAGUAGCAGAAAUAAAAGAAGAUGAUCAAAAGAAAUUACAGGAAGAAUACCAAAGGAUGGUAGAAGGAUUAAGAGAAGCGGCUGUAUCGAGAGAGACUGAUGUUCUUCUCUCUAAUCCGGUUCUACCAGAUGAAAUAUUGCAAGAGGCAAUUCCUGGAAAUAUUAGAAAUGCAGAACAUUUUGUGAGUUUCUUGAAACGAUUCGUAGAAUACCUAAAAACGAGAUUGCGAGUUCAGCAUGUAGUACAAGAAUCUCCAGCUGGAUUUUUGAGAGAUAUCCAGAACAAAGUUUGCAUUGAAAGGAAACCGCUAAGGUUUUGUGCUGAACGAUUGUCGUCCUUGUUGAAAACACUCGAAAUAUCAAAUUUAACAGAUUUUAGUCCCAUAAUAUUAAUAACACAUUUAGCAACAUUAGUUUCGACUUACACAAAAGGAUUCACAAUCAUUGUUGAACCAUUCGAUGAUAAAACUCCAACUGUAUCAAAUCCAGUUUUACAUUUUAGUUGUUUGGAUUCAUCGAUAGCUAUCAAACCUGUGUUUGAUAGAUUUCAAACUGUAGUUAUCACCUCAGGAACUCUAUCACCAUUGGAUAUGUAUCCAAAAGUGUUGAAUUUUCAUCCAGUUAUAAUGUCAUCUUUCACUAUGACUUUAGCGAGGCCUUGUUUGUUACCUAUGAUUGUAUCCAAAGGAAACGAUCAAGUAGCUAUAUCUUCAAAGUUUGAGUCGAGAGAAGAUAAUGCAGUAAUUCGAAACUAUGGUCAAUUAUUAGUGGAGAUGGCAGCCAAUGUUCCAGAUGGGAUUGUUUGUUUUUUCACAUCGUAUAUGUAUCUAGAAUAUGUUGUAGCUAGUUGGUAUGACCAGGGUGUUAUUGACAGUCUGCAAAGAUAUAAGUUACUUUUCAUCGAAACUCAAGACUCCGCUGAAACAAGUUUUGCGCUUAUGUAUUAUAUAAAGGCUUGUGAAUCAGGAAGAGGCGCCGUUUUACUAUCAGUAGCAAGAGGAAAGGUUUCCGAAGGUGUCGAUUUUGAUCACCAUUUAGGACGAUGCGUACUUAUGUUCGGAAUUCCAUAUGUCUACACCCAGUCUAGAAUUUUGAAAGCAAGAUUAGACUAUUUGAGGGAUCAAUUUCAGAUCAGAGAAAACGAUUUCUUAACCUUUGAUGCUAUGAGGCAUGCUGCCCAAUGUGUAGGUAGAGCAAUUCGUGGAAAAACGGAUUACGGUAUUAUGGUUUUCGCAGACAAGAGAUUCUCCAGAGCUGAUAAAAGAACUAAGUUACCAAAAUGGAUUCAAGAACAUUUGAAAGAUUCUCUUUGUAACUUGUCAACUGAGGAAGCUGUACAGCUUGCUAAAAGAUGGUUGAGACAAAUGGCUCAGCCUUUCACUAAAGAAGACCAGUUAGGAGUAUCAUUACUCACAUUAGAGCAACUCCAGAGUUUGGAAGCCAAAAAGCAACAGGAAAAGGAAGAGAAUGGACAGUCUUCUGAAGAUACAUAAAAUACUUUUGUGCGUUUUACUGUUCUCAAAUAGUUGUGAUAUUUGAAAUACGAAUUUUUAAUAAAACUACAUGGAUGUCGA